Messenger RNA from Paramecium sonneborni, 1076 nucleotides. The record is from the annotation of a GenBank genome assembly. Lineage: Eukaryota; Ciliophora; Oligohymenophorea; Peniculida; Parameciidae.
UAUUAAAUGGCAGGUGGAUUAGAGAGAGUAUAUGGAACAGAAGAAGAUAAAGUAAAUUAGAAGUUAAAUUUAAUUAGGUGAACUGUUCAUUUUAUAUAAAAAUUGGAGCUUGUCGAUAUGAAAACAAAUGUUAAAGAAUUCAUAGUAUCCCUCCAAUCUCUUAGACGAUUUUAUUUAAAGUAAGAAUUAUAAUUUAUAGUACAGCAUAUGUAUUAGAAUUCACCGAUGGAAGUAGCUAUAGCUUCAGGAAAUGCAGUGUCUUAAGCAGGUAUUGAAGAGGCAUUAGAAAAAUUCGAAAAUUUUUAUGAAGAUGUAUUUUUGAAAGUAAAAGUUGAUAUUAUGACAAAGCUGGCAGAGUUUGGAGAAAUUGAAGAUUUAAUUGUAUGCGAAAAUAUUGGAGAUCAUUUAGUAGGAAAUGUAUAUGUGAAAUAUACAUCAGAAUUAUUUGCAGAAUCAUGUUUUAAUGCUUUAUAGAAUUUAUCAUAUGAAAAUAGACCUUUAUAGAUGGAAUAUUCACCAGUGUUAGAUUUUAGUAGUGCUAAAUGUAAACAAUAUAUAGAUGGAACAUGUUAAAGGUAUGAAUUUAGAAAUGAAAGGUAUAAAGAGGUGGAGCAUGUAAUUAUUUGCAUUUAAAGAAAAUUUCUACAAAGUUUAAAAAAAGUUUAUUCAAUUAAAUGUAUGAAGAACAUCCAGAAUAUAGAGAGAAAAAAGAGAAAGAAGUCAUAGAGUAGGAUAUUGAAAAUAAUAAUUUAGAAAGAGUCCUAAGAAGCAAAAAAAGAAGGAAAAGAAAAGUAAAAAGAAGAAGAGUAGUAGUAGUAGAGAAUCUAGUCGAAGAAAUUCUAUUGAAAGAUAAAAAAUGAUUAAUGAUUGGAAUGAAACAGGUAUUCAAAAUGUAAUUAAUUUAAAUUAUAAACAUUUUAAAGGUUUCUUAAGCAUAAAAAAUGAUGUAUGGAAAUAAUAUGCCUGCUCCAGUUUAUACUCCAAAAGUAUCAAUGAGAACAAGUCCAGAAUUAUUAUAAUUAUAAUUAUAAUUGGCUGCUUUAAAAGAGUAAUUAGCUGCAAUCAAGAUGAGUUGA